CCAUGCAAGAAAGCAUACGUUUUGCUUCAUCGGGAGAUGACGUUAAAAUAUGGGAUUCCUCGUCUCUGACUGUGGUGGAGCAGUUCAACCCACAUACACCCCCACAUCCAGUCAGCUCACUAUGUUGGGCCAGCAAUAAUAGAUACCUGGCCACUGCUUCUGCCGCUGGUGAUAAAAUAGUUGUUUCAAGCUGUAAAAGCAAACCUGUUCCUCUCUUUGAAAUAGCUGAAGGAGCAAAACAGACAUGUGUGAGCUUGAAUUCUAGUUCUUCAUAUAUUGUGAGUGGAGGCCUUGAUAACACAGUUAAUAUCUGGGAUCUGAAAUCCAGAAGGGUUUACCGUAGCCUUAAGGAUCAUAAAGAUGAAGUCACGUGUAUUACAUAUAAUUGGAAUGAUUGCUACAUUGCUUCUGGAUCUUUGAGUGGUGAAAUUAUCCUACACAGUGUUACCACCAAUUUAUCAAGUACUCCCUUUGGUUAUGGCAGCCGUCAGCCUAUUCGACACUUGAAAUAUUCAUCCUUUAAGAAAUCCUUGCUGGGCAGUGUUUCUGAUAGUGGAAAUGUAACUCUGUGGGAUGUAAAUAGCCAGAACCCAUAUCAUAAUUUUGAAAAUACUCAUAAAGCACCAGCUUCAGAAAUCUGCUUUUCUCCAGUCAAUAAGCUGCUGCUUGUAACUGUAGGUUUGGAUAAAAGAAUUAUUCUCUAUGACACUUCAAGUAAAAAAUUACUGACAACAAUAGUAGCUGAUUUUCCUCUGACAACAGUAGACUUCAUGCCUGAUGGUACUACUUUGGCUAUAGGAUGUUCCCGGGGAAAAAUCUGCCAGUAUGACUUAAGACAACUGACGUCACCAGUGAAAACAGUUAUCGCUCACAAAGGCUGUGUGAAAUGUAUACGCCUUCAGUUCAGUAGCACUUUUUCCAAGUCUAACCUUACAGGUUCUUCAAAUAAACCUGUAUCCAAAAGAGUAGAAGUCAAAGCUGGUAGUAAUCUUGGAGGAAUUCAAAAUAUUGGCAUCAAAAACAUUGCCUCUCAAGCAUCAGCAACAGUUUCAUCUCAUCUGACACUGCCAAAUGAGAAUAAGGGAGAUGCUCUUCAGGAGAAAACAGGCUUUCCCCAUAGUUGCAGCCUGGAUGUGAUUCCAUCUAAAGAAACAGAUCAUGGGAAAAGUGCUGAUUUAAAUAAUUUUGAUGAUUUGGGUCGAAGUAGUUUAGGAGAUGUGUUUUCUCCAGUCAGAGAUGAUAUUAUUGCAAGUAAAGCGAAUGAAGAUCCUCAAGGAAAAGGAGAUGGUCUGGAUUUGCAGUCCUGCCUUUUGGGUUUGGAUUUUCUCCCACAGCUCACCACUGCCUUACCAGUAAAAAGAAACCCAGUGGGCAGUAGUGCACAAGGGAUACGGUCUAGCCCAUUACAUGCACUUUUGGGAUCUCCAAUUAAAGAAGAGGAAGAACGUCCAGAGACUGACACUAAGAAAAUAGAUCUUGGGAAACAAGAAUCUAAAGAAGUCUUAAAGCAGCUUUCAAAAUCGAGCUCAUCAAGUGCAGAAUCUGUAACCUUAAGUCCUCCACCAUCAUCCACUGCUGUAAAGGCUCCUGAUACAAAUGAGAGACUAGUGAAGACUAUUCAGGCCCAUCCUGCAUAUGAUCUACCAGUAAACGGUACUACCUCAAUAAGUCCAAAGAUAACAUCACCUGUCACUGCUGGAGUUGCCAGUUCAUUGUCAGAAAAAAUAGUAGAAACCAUUGGGAGUAGCAGACCAAAUGCACCUCUGACAUCAAUCCAAAUAAACUUCAUUCAGAAUAUGAUACAAGAAACAAUGGAUGACUUCAGAGAAGCAUGUCAUCGAGAUAUUGUGAAUUUGCAAGUGGAGAUGAUCAAGCAGUUCCAUAUGCAGUUGAAUGAAAUGCACGCUUUACUUGAAAGAUAUUCUGUAAAUGAAAGCUUAGUAGCUGAAAUUGAGAGGCUACGAGAGGAAAACAAAAGACUAAGGACUAAUUUCUGAAAGAUUUUCACUGCUAAUUUUAUUAGCAUGAACUCACUACAGGUGAUGUGUUGCUUAUGACAGAUCAUCCAUCAUCACUGAAGUGUUGUAUGAAGACCUGCUAUUAUUUUGAACAUGAAUCUUUUCUUCCAAAUAAAUGGUGUAAGAUACUAUAUGUAAUUAUAAAAUUUGUAACAGACAAACACUGUAUAAAGAACUCUUGCAAUACUCAUGCUAACCACCUUGAAAUACAUUCUUCUAACAGAAAAACUAAAAGGAUAAGUACAUUAUCAGAGUUUUAGCAAUAUGUGAAGUGCCUUUUUAUAAACAAAAUCAAACCAGGAUGGAUGCCUUUUGUGUAAGAACUUUUUAAUAUACCUACUUUUCUAUCUACUACUUUAUUUUUACUGCUGUGAGAAACAACCACCAUAGUUUGCCUUUCAGA
Messenger RNA from Pygoscelis adeliae (Adelie penguin), 2421 nucleotides. RefSeq names its product neural precursor cell expressed, developmentally down-regulated 1 (gene NEDD1). The record is from RefSeq and is a predicted model, not a curated record. Gene Ontology annotation, biological process: mitotic cell cycle; microtubule nucleation. Gene Ontology annotation, cellular component: spindle pole; centriole; ciliary basal body. The transcript has 14 exons. Gene Ontology annotation, molecular function: gamma-tubulin binding. Bases 3 to 1997 code for a protein of 664 amino acids. Lineage: Eukaryota; Metazoa; Chordata; Aves; Sphenisciformes; Spheniscidae.